Messenger RNA from Anopheles funestus (African malaria mosquito), 1606 nucleotides. RefSeq names its product GDP-fucose protein O-fucosyltransferase 2. The record is from RefSeq and is a predicted model, not a curated record. Gene Ontology annotation, molecular function: peptide-O-fucosyltransferase activity. The transcript has 2 exons. Bases 198 to 1550 code for a protein of 450 amino acids. Gene Ontology annotation, biological process: protein O-linked glycosylation via fucose. Lineage: Eukaryota; Metazoa; Arthropoda; Insecta; Diptera; Culicidae.
GCUGCGAUGGUAACGAUUUAUUUUUAGCGAGCACCAACUCGCUGCCAGUGCUGUCUCAUCCGGUUCAUGGUUUCUCUAUCGCUCUUGGAAAGAACUUUUUGAUUUUGAUUCCAUGUCUUAAGAGGAGUGUGUUCCGGUACACUCUGGUGAUUAUUUGAUAGGUUUAAAUACGACUGUACAGCUUUAAAGUAACGCCAAUGCAUCAAAUAUACUACUCGCUACUGUUGGUGACCAUCUCACAGAUAGUCCACACUAGCCACAUCCGGGAAAUUUGCGAAAAAAGGGACAUAUUUUUCGAACCGUUUCGAUGCCAGCUGUACGAACUGGAUGUGUUGGACGAACCCAUCACUUACCUGCUGUACGAUGUGAAUCCUAGCGAAGGGUUUAACCUCCGUCGGGAUGUUUACAUUAGGAUGGCUGUGUUGUUGGAGUAUCUUCGCACGCAGCAAGGAUAUCGUCGGGCAAAGUUGGUCCUACCGCCAUGGUCCAAUCUGGUGCACUGGCGCAGCCAUAAUAUCGACCAGACGCAACUUUUCUGGAACCACUUUUUCGACCUGCGAAGCAUGAAGCAGUAUACGGAUGUGAUCGACAUGGAUGAGUUUUUCGCGGAGUACGAACGUUUGCAUGGCCCAGAUACGAUAGUGAUGCUGAACGAGGUGUACAACCUGAAGCACUUCGAGAAUAUGUUCGAAAACGGUGUGUUUGUGGAUAAGUUCGAGGAGCAUGUGUGCCCUAAAAGUAACGACUACGAUGCCAGUGCCCUAUCGUACUUUGGGUACGCAAACUUCACCACGGAAGAGUUCACCUGUCUGCAAUUUCAGGGCAGUGCGAUGCUGUUACACAAACUGCUGGAAACUUACAAAUCCCAACGGCACCAACACGUACGUUACGUAUUGGUGCUGAAUGCUGAAAUUGUCCUGCAUGAUCUCUGGGGUAAUAUCGAUUACUGGGAAGUUCGCCGAUCGAUGCGUUUUGCUAAGGAAUUAAUCGAAGUGGCUGGACGGUUUCGAGCGGCAUUUCUCGACUCUUCCGACCAGCAAGAUCGGACGGUGCGACCGGCACGCUGGAUGGAUGAACGAAGCCACCGAAGUGCGCGUGGCGGCGACUAUCUGUGUGCGCACAUACGCAGAGCAGACUUUUUAUACGGGCGCGAUAAAACUACACCCACCGUCCAAUCGGCCGCCCUACAGAUCCGUGCGAAAUUGCUCGAGCAGGGCCUGAAAACGGUGUUUGUUGCUUCCGACUGCUCGCGGAUGGAAUUUUACAACCUGAAAAACUACCUAAAACGGUUCCGCGUUGUACGGUUCGUGCCGGAAAGUUACGAACAACGGGUCGCACUAAAGGAUGGCGGUAUCGCGAUAGUGGAUCAGAUCGUUUGCUCCCAUGCGCGGUACUUUAUCGGUACAUACGAAUCUACCUUCACCUAUCGAAUCUACGAAGAGCGGGAAAUUAUUGGCUUCCCGAAAGAUCUGACUUUCAACACGUUCUGCAAAAGUGAGAAGGAUGUGAAUUGCGAGAAAAAUACCGUGUGGCCGAUAGUGUAUCAUUAGAAUCCUGUGUGCAGCAAUACCUCGAAUAAAAUGUUCUCGGUUGCUUUUUCUCGAAA